This is a messenger RNA of Parnassius apollo (apollo), 498 nucleotides long. The record is from the annotation of a GenBank genome assembly. NCBI's taxonomy places the organism in Eukaryota, Metazoa, Arthropoda, Insecta, Lepidoptera, Papilionidae.
AUGGGUGCAACGGGUGUAACGGUGGAUGUAACGGUGGAUAUAACGGUGGAUGUAACUGUGGAUGUAACGGUGGAUGUAACGGCUGCAAUAAUGGGAAUGAUUCAAUUGGUUAUGGCUCAAGUCAUAAGCGGUCCAUGUGGGUAUGGAUAUAAUGGCUACUCUCCCACUGUAUAUGAAACCUCCAACAAUGAUCCUAUAGAUGUUAUUCUUCCUAUCCUACUUCUGGCUGUAUGCAACAGGGCUAACGGCGGCUGUAAUGGUGGAUAUCCAUACGGUGGUGGAUGUGGCGGUGGAUGUGGUGGUGGAUGUGGUUGCGGAUGUGGUGGUGGAUGCGGCGGUGGGUGUGAUGGUAAAUACUGCAGCGGAUGUUGCGGUGGAUGCAGCGGUGGAAGUAGCUGUGUUUGCGGAUGUGGAAGUAGUUGCGGUGGUUGUGGAAGCGGAUGUAAUUAUGGAUGUGGCAGUGGUUGUGGAUGUGGCAGUGGUUGUGGAUGUUGUUAA